GGAGCUUAUACUGCGAGACUUCCUUGUAUCUCAGGAGGCUAACCAUCCUGUCUCUUCUAACACACUUAUUAUACCUUUGACGGCUACGACAGAGCGAGCGUGCCAGGCCGACUCUUCCCACCCCACAUAUCCCUCACAAGUGUCGCUGCUUAGCUCCAAGCAUUCUUCCUGGGCUCAGCUCAGCCUCAUUGCGCCGAGGCAACGACGCCCGUGCCUGGCCCUCAAAAGCCGCCAUUGACGCCUGCAUCACAUCGACGAUCUUGGCCGGUACACGACGUCGUGAGCGCGCAAUCGACUCUACCCGUCGCCUCUGCUCCGUCUCUUGGCUCAGCAUCCGAGGUCGGGGACUCUUCGCAGCCUUCUUCCCUUCCUGGCUUGUCUAGCCUAAUGAAAAACGUCUUCUCAUGAGCUCGGAGCAGUGGGAGAGUAACCGCGAAUGGCAUGGGGCUGGCCCUUCUCCGCACACGACAGCAACUCCAUAUGAUGCAGUCGGCCAACACCAGGGCCCCUUUGCUGCUGAGCAACCAGAGCUGAGAUGGCAAGGAGAGCCACCGGACCACUCCGGCCAGACCCGUCAGCAAGACUACGGCAAUGCACCUGGCCCUCAGGGCAGUGUCAAUGCAGCAGGGACAUCAUCGCAUGAUUGGGCCAUCCCUGCAUUACCUACGAGAACCCACAGUGGAAGCACCUCGUGGCCACCUGCGCUCACCCCAAGUGGGUCCUCUUCACUACAUCGUCCCUCUGACUCUACGGGGACAAGCAAUGAAAUCGACUUCGGCACAGUGCAAGAUUCCAAUGCAUGGUUCGGUGACUCGCCCUUACUAGGAACCGACAUUCCUUCUUACCAUGGCCUACCAGUACCCUUUCCUCCACACGACUCGUCUGCGACCGGACUACUGCAAUUCCUAGGGUCUGGCGACAAAGUGGUCAGCGGCCACGCGGUUGGCAAUCCAAUUUCUGGAAACCUUGAGACAAGCCUGAAUAGCGCCAUACCCUAUACUUCCGAAACCUUACUUUUGGGCUCGGACUUCCCGUCCGAUCUCGAGGGCACUGCCUCCUCUGGUCUGCUGACCUCGGAACAGCUGUGGGGAGAUGCCAGCCCAUCUGUGCUCCAUCAGAACACUUUACCAGCGCAGCAAGAAGGAGAGAUUUACGGGCAAUUACCCGCAUCGCAUACAGCAUCCUUUCCGGGACCUUGGCUCCCUCCUUCCGGCCUCUCCCCGCUGAGUCAUGAGAUUUCGGCCGUUGCAGGCGUCGCCCAACAUACUCCUUUCAACCGGACUGAUCUUUCCUCUGUUGGAUUCGAUCGGGAACGGACCUCUCAUUGGGCAGAGGAAGCCAAGCAUUUCUCUCCGGAUGUACAACAGCAGCCUCCACGGUCCGCGACCACCGACUCUAAGCGCCCGAGUAACGCCCGAAUGUCUAGCUCUGGCUGUAGCGAAUGCCAGAAGCAUGCUUUGGUCUGUGACAUACAGGAAAAGACAGCUGAACGACGUACGCAAGAGGGUCUUGGAUCUGAAAAAGGGUCUUUGAAGUGCUCACAUUGCGAGCAGCAAGGUCAGGAGUGUACAGUGGAGAAGAAGCCCGUUAUUGCCAAGAAGCAUGGCAGACCCAGCCGUACAGGGAGGAGGAUUGAGCAGGCAAGGUUGAUGCACGGCUCCGUCAAAUCUCAUGGAGCCGUCCCUGACCCAGCCUCUAUGCCAAACGAUCCUGGCCAGUCUGCCAUGAGCUUCCCUGGUUUAGACAGUCUUCAACGCAGCACUUCUCGUCUGCCGGCCUCUGUCAUCAGCGGAGCCGUGUCGUUGCGUUUGCUUACAUGCUUCUUCGCCACAGCUCACAUUCAAAUGCCUAUAGUCGACUUUGCCAGUUUUAGCAGUCGGUACAAUCUGGCAAAAGGUGACGCUCGCAUUAUGAGUAUCAUGCUCAACGGUGGAGACGAGGAGCAGGACAUUCCCUCCAUGUCGAUCGUCAUACCCGGUCUUAAAGGAGACCGAUGGCCCGAUACUGGGGACUCUACCAUCUCUACACCGGGCACUAGUGAGACCCUGAUUGCUGUGAUGCAGGCUUGGGCUGCUCAUUACACGGACAUGCCGAUUGCAUUCGGGUCCGAAGCAGAGAAGCUUGGCAUCACAGGAGACGGCCGGGGAAAGGGAACCCUCGCAGGCAGGAGCGGAGACCGCAAGAGUCCGGCCGAUGACGCGGGGAGCGAUAAGGAAGCGACUAUCACGGGCUCCUUUGCUGCCACUUCUGGCGGCAGCUAUGCUCACCUUCCUCCAUCGAAGAGGCCCAAGCGCAAGCAGGGAGUCGCUUGUGACACAUGUCGUCUACGUCGAGUCAGGUGCGAUCUCAUGGAGCGGAAGGACGGGAUGCCUUGCUCCCGUUGCCAGGACAAGAAGAUUGUGUGUACAGACGACUACAUCCAGACAAAGCGCCGUAAGAGCGAAGCAAAGAAUCGAAAGGAGAAGGAGAGACUCCGGAGAAGUAUCGGUGGCUCUAGUAGUUUCAGUGGAGCCGCGAGCGACACAGGAAGCAGCUCUGCAGGGGCAGCAAGCUCUGACAGUGUACACUACUACAACAGCGGUCUGUCCAUGGCGGACCAGUUGGGAGACAAUCCUGACCCACUGGCAUGGACAGAAGUUCCUGCCACUCCAGAGAUAUUAGCUGGUUCCGCCAAGUUCCCUUCCCUUGUGCCGCUCGGCCAAGCCAGACAGGCGUUCUGCCACGACCUCCUCACCCGUGCUGUCGUCAUGGUCCACAAGCAUCAGCUCCUGUACCGACCUUCGGUGGAAGCUGUACAGGCAUUGGUGCUCCUAGUACAACUCUUCUACUUGGUCGAUCCUGCCUUUGCAUCGGAGAUGACGACGUCCGCUGCUAGUCACAUGAGGAAGCUAGGUCUGCAGAGCGUUGACGAGAUCGACGAGACUGAUCAGCGGGCUGUGACCAAUCUCUUCAACUUGAUGCAGCUCAAGAGGGUUUGGUGCUCCAGCUGGACUGGUGAUGCCAUCGCUACUUGCGUCUAUCGUCGCUUGCCCAACUUCAAGGAGGAGAAGGCCAUCACUAUCAGGAGCAGCGCGGGUGGCGGGCAGGCCGGAAGCAGCCAAUCAGGAGUCAAUGCUGGUGACCGAGGUGCCAGGCCACCGUCGCCUAUGCCGUCAGCGGUGGCAGCCGACGGAUCAAAGGGUCCCGGCGCCGGUAUCGGAGUUCCUUCCUCUACCGCUCGAGCCAAGAUACCUGAGCUCACUCCUGAGAUGGGUCUCUCCUUCUCGGUCAUGGCGAUGAUGCAGAUCGGUGUCCUUGCUCGCUUCGUGACCAAGCACGUAGACGGCAUUGCUGGCCCAACACUUCUUCCUCCUCAAGAGCGAUUCCCGAUGCUGCCCACCUCUUCCGACAACAAGAAGCUCUCGAAAGCUUGUCAUGCAGUCUGGAAGAGUAACGAGGCCCUUAUUGCUUUCUUCGAUCGAUGCACUCUCAAGAGUUGGAGGCAGAUGGAAGCCCUCAAGAUCUUCCAACCCAAGAGUUGGAUCGCAGCCGUCAAGAUCACGUCCGCCAUGAUCAUACUCAGUGUCUAUCGUAUCCUCGGAGAACGUCAUCGCCUCAAUGCCGACUAUCUGAGUGCGGUCAGUCGAGCGCACGGAGCUCACGUCAUCUCGUCAGAGGACGCGCAUCAGUCACGUCAACUCAAGGAGUUGUUCCAGCAUUCGAGCCAGAAAGCCCUCCUUUCUUGUCGUCGAGUGGCGCGGCUGGUUGAAAAGAUCCUCCAGAAGCCCUCAUUGACUUUCCAGACGGGCGGAAUCUUCCAGCGACAGAUCUUUGCCAUUGCUCAGUUCCUGGCACGUACAGAGCUGGAGAAGUCUGCCUCGAUGGGAAUGGGAGCCGACGGCGCCGCUGGAAGCUCCUCCGCCGUAGCACGCGGUCUGAAGACGGCGGAAGCAUCGCCCCCGCCACCUAGCAAGGCCCACGUCGAUCCCCGCUCCCUUUCGAUGCACGCUACAGGAACCUUUAUCCCGGUCGUACAGCCAGAACCCUACAAUCCAUCCCCCUCGGACUUGUACGACCUAGCGCUGGACUUUGAUGCGCCCUUGCCGGUCUUUGAUGCUGAGGCAAGAAGGCGGGAGGUCUCUGCAUGCACCCAGGCACUCGAUCAGCUGGGCUUUGCUUGGCCUAUGGAAGAAGAGUUGGAAAGCGUGAAUAAUAUUGUGCGAGGAGGUGGGACUGGGAGGCGGUUCGGUCAUGCUUUGGCGUGAGGAAAAUAUCAAAAUUGCGCGUAGAUUCACUAUCUCCUUUCGAAUAAUAUCUUAUUCGCCUCGACAUUUCUGGUUGCUCGUCUUGCCCUAUCGCAAGCGCAAUCGUGGGGUUACGACCCAAAUAUAGACUGCCUCG
Messenger RNA from Microstroma glucosiphilum, 4380 nucleotides. RefSeq lists its product as hypothetical. The record is from RefSeq and is a predicted model, not a curated record. Gene Ontology annotation, molecular function: zinc ion binding; DNA-binding transcription factor activity, RNA polymerase II-specific. The transcript has 2 exons. The coding region runs from base 405 to 4244 and encodes 1279 amino acids. Gene Ontology annotation, cellular component: nucleus. Lineage: Eukaryota; Fungi; Basidiomycota; Exobasidiomycetes; Microstromatales; Microstromataceae.